This is a messenger RNA of Dreissena polymorpha, 2289 nucleotides long. Its product is annotated as arrestin domain-containing protein 2-like. Gene Ontology annotation, cellular component: cytoplasm. The transcript has 8 exons. The record is from RefSeq and is a predicted model, not a curated record. Lineage: Eukaryota; Metazoa; Mollusca; Bivalvia; Myida; Dreissenidae. Gene Ontology annotation, biological process: protein transport. The coding region runs from base 607 to 1839 and encodes 410 amino acids.
GAGCGUAUGUACAGCGCUCUAACGCUGGAAUAAAGUCUAUAAUUGGACACAUAUUGCAAGGGAGAAUUGGCUAAACCGAGAAAAAAAUGUGACACUGUGAAAAUCGUGAAAUGAACACGACCCUAAUCCGGUUGUCUAGGAAACGAAUUGCAGAGAAAGUGAUGGAUCGUAAUGGAGUCUGUUGUUUUUCACAGAAAAGGUAGCUGAAACAAGACUUUUGUAUGAAAAUUGAUGAGAGUUCAAAAGCGUUUUCUGAAGAAAGUGAUGGACUUAUCGGCUGUUUAUAUAUAUAUAUGUCUAUCAUUAAUCGUGAUAUAUGGUUGUAUUGGUGAAAUUGGAAACUCAAGGAAGGUCAUUUCAUCGUUGAUAGUUAUCGAUGUACGAUAUAUUUUAGAGCUAGUUGAUGCUCUACAAUACAAACGAGGAAGGCUUCUAUAAUAUGAAAAAAAUAAUGGUCAACAAAUACUUCAACAAGUGGAUUGCAAAAGAAAGUACUUUUGUAACGGUGUAUAAUGUUAUGUAAUCGAAAUAUAGUGGAAUAUAAAAGCGGUAACAACAUUUUUAUAACAACGUAUGUGAAUACAAGAGUAGUCGGGAAGUUUACACAUGGCUGUAAAAGCAAUAGAAUUAAAUCUGGAAAGCGAUGACCUUGUGUUUUAUUCUGGGCAGAGAGUCAAAGGCGCUCUUAUAGUCCAGAUAUCGUUACCAAUCAUCAUAGCAGGUAUCGAGGUGCGUUUCCGGGGUGCGGCGAGGGCCAAGUGGAACGAGUCUGUACAGAACGGCACACACCGCACAGACAUCGAGCAUGAGAAGGAGGAGAUCUACUUCGACGACAGGUUUUGUUUGUGGGGAAAAGUGAGCAGCUCCAAUCGCUGGGAGACGCGUGAGACACUUCAGAGAGGCCGGCACGCCUUCCCCUUUCAGUACCGGGUACCCGGGGCCAUACCCUGCUCCUUUGAAGGUCCAGACGCUCACGUGCGUUACACUGUCCAAGGAAUAAUCGUCCGCUAUGACGGGGAGCAUAUCACAACGCGCAAGCUAAUCACGGUGCUCAGGGAAUUUGAUCCUCGGAGAGACCAUCCCGACAAACUGGCGAUACCGCCGGAGCAGCCUCUAGAGGACCAAGCCGAGCGGGCAAUCAGCUCCGUUUGCUGUCGCCCGGGCCGCGUCUCGUGCUCCCUGGCGCUCUACAAGCGUGCCUUCGUUCCCGGAGAAACACUGCGCGCGGACAUUCAUGUGCAGAACUCGUCGUUCCGGAAGUCGGGCCUUGUUUCUGUACAACUCAAACAGAUGCUGAUGUACGGCGGUGUUCACACGCGGACGCUGUUGCUGAGCGACAUCAAGGUGACCGACAGCCUGCGUCCCGGUCAGUCCCGCCAGUGGAAGGACUACCCCCUGCGUCUGCCGUCCACUUGCCCCUCCAAACUGUUCAUGUGCAAGGUGCUAGACAUCAAAUACUGCAUCGCUAUUGAAGCGACGUUUCCCGAUGCCGUUCUCUACGCCGCUGUGCCUAUCACUAUAGCAACCGUUCCCGAGCAAGCGUAUUGUCCGGUAAAAUGGGUCUAUAAAGUUAACGAACGUCCAAUCCAACAGAACGGCGACACUUACGACUCUUUCAUCCACGGGUGCUCCACGAACGCGGACAUGGAAUUCAGGCCCAAGUACAAGUUCUACGAGGACAUGAAAGACAUUCGCAAGGACCGAGAGAUCGUCCUCAGACUCCGCCAGAGUCCUGGCGUGAAACGGCGUCGUGAGAAGGGCAAGAUUUCCGGGCCCCAGAAACCCGCCGUCGUAAGGAUGUUACCCGACGAGCGAACUCAUUUUAAUUCAUACGCGUGAUUAUAAUGAAAUUUAGCUGUAAAAUAGUGUUCUUUUGUUUGAAAAAGAAAGUAUAAAAUACGAGGUAUAAUCAAGAAAUAAUUCGUCAUUUAUAUAUUUCGGAUUCGGUCCUGAAUUCAUUUAAUGGAAUCAAAAAUGACUGUUUAGUUUUUUUGCCAUCCCUCGUAAAGUGUGCUGUGUUUGGUCAAAAUGAAAUUCAAUUAUUACAUUAUUUGUUUGAACGUUAAUGGAUUAAACGAUACAUAACGCAUUCAUUGACCUCUCGAAAUAGUUCGGGCUCAUGUAAUUUCGAAGACGAAACGGGUUUUGUGUGCGCUGCUCAACGGCACUUCGAUUUCCGGAAAUCAUUUCCAGAAAAUUCCGAAUAGUCACGAACGCGAAUCUUGCUCUUAUGUGCUGCUGUUAUGUCGUGCAUAUUGUUUUUGUGCAUUCUGGUUUUGUUUGUAUGCU